CCUUGUAGCUCACCGUGCCAGGAGGCCUUGGCCUUCAGGAGUGCUACAGCAAGGGGUGUACAGCCCCUCCAGGAAAGCAGGCCUGUGAGUCCUCAGUGCUGUGAGGAGACAGGAGGGAGCACUAAUGGAGCCCGGCAGGGCAACCUUAGCUGGGAGAGAGCUCUAGGGGUGGAGCUAGGGAGACAAGGAGAGGGGGUCAGCCUGAGUGGCUCCACAAUCCUCACAGAGGUUUGAAGGUUCUGUAGAGCAGGAGGUGAGCCCGAGUCCGAAGCUAAGGGAAGAAGAACGAUCGCCAAUGGCAGAAGGUUGUUGCAGCAUAGCCACAGGAAGAACUUGCUUCGUGCUCAGGAGAAAACAGCACACUUCAGCCUCCUGCUUUUAGCAGAAUCCACCAUUCAUAGCGAUCAACCUACCUGUCCAUCAUGUCAACUGUGGAAACCAUAACUGAAGAAGCAGAAGGUCCUGCAUUAGAAACUAUCCAGCAAGACUUUUUGCAAGAAGCAAAAUCUCUUAUUGCCCAACAUUACAAGAGAAUAAAUGAGAAUAAGACUCAAGGUACGUCUAUAAAUGUUUUUAAAAAUAAACACCAAAACCCGAAAACUCGCAAAUUCAUACCUUUUGAGAUUAAGAGAAGUGAAAUCCUUAAUGUAGUUCAAGAGCAUCGCAAGGUCUUGAGAAACAUUAACUAUCCCAAGGAGACUUCCAAAUGCUCACCUUUAAAGGAUGACUCACAGCUGACAGCCUUCAUGGAGCCCUACGUUCCCAAUAUAAAAGAGAAGUACCAGCCUGUAGAUUUUUUCAGUAAAGAAAAAAUUAAACUGGGUAAAAUAAUGACUGACAUUGAAUCUGUGAGUAAGAAAAUGGAGAAAGAAAAGCAGCUGUACUUCAAGAAAUCCAGAAUGUUGGAACCCUUCCAUUCCUAUCUUGGCUUGCCUUUACAAAGUAUGACCUCCUCUGUGGGACUUCUGAGAGAACUUGACAGGACGCUUUAUGAUUGGAGGAGCAUCGAAAUGACAAGGUCUUCCCAUUGGCCUCAGGAGUCUGCUGAGAGCUUUUCUGGGUCAUCAGUGGUAUUUAAGGAUUACUAUUUGAAACCAAGUAAGAAGAAAGAACUACAACGUACCAAGCCAGACCAGAAGUCAGGAAAAAGCUUAAAGACUGUCACGAAGUCUGAUAAGUUGGACAGUAAAGUUAAAAGAAUUGGACCACACAUAGAAAUUUUCCAAGUGUUCCAGGGAGAAAACAAACUCGUGUUCACUAAAAGAAUUGUUAAACUGAUCACCAUUACACAAGCAUUUAUCAGGGGAUGGCUGGAGCGCAGAAGACUUCAAAGAAUAAAGACUAAGUCUUCAUAUCAUGGACCAAGUUUGAAAGCAGUAGUCAACAUGUAUCAGUGUUUAAUCCACCGUAUUAGACAUCGACUUGGUCUUUGGAGGACAAGACAGAUAAUAAACUUUGGAGAGUUAGAGGAAUGGAUGGACAGGAAAAAAUUCUAUGAAACCAUGUUUGCCAAGAGAGAAGACUGGCAAGGGUUAGAAAGAAGCGAACUGCUGAAGUACUUCAACGAUUGUGGUCAUUUUCCUACACAGAGCCAGAUCGACGAGUACUGGGACCUGUUCCACAGACACAGCCAAGGAAAAUACUCUGAUGUAAUCAAAAAGGCCAAUGCAAUUGAACUGUUAUUUACACUCUACCCUCCUCAAGGUGCCAAAGUGAACAUUAGCACAAGACUUCGGUCCACGUGGCUGAGACCCAUUGUGGAUGGAGAAGAAGGCUAUAAGUACAUAGUGAGUGGACAUCCAAUACUCAAGAGAGCUAACAUCCGGACUGCUGGCGAGUUGGUGGCUAGUUCCAUAAGGGAAAGGAAAAUGAGACAAUUUUAUAAAUUAUGAGAAGUGGGAUAAAGUUUUCAACACAACACUCCUCCUUUACCUAGUUGAACUGAUUGCCUAAGAAAUGCAUAUUAGUAGUGACCACAGAAUGAUUUGUUAUCAACAGGAUAAAAGACAAACAUCUUUGCAUAUGCAAAAGGGGAUUUUGACAAGUUAGUUCAUCAUGAUAAGAGUGUUUGGAUAAGCAGGCAUGCUUUGUCUUCUUCAUUAAACAUCUACUAUUCAAAUGAAGUGAGGCUGUACAGUGUCACUGCUUUCAUUAGACAGAAAUUGUUUUGCUACACUGUCAAUAAUUGUUACAUACUUUAAAAUUCUUAUUUCAAAAAUUCCUAGUU
Molecule: messenger RNA, 2227 nt
Organism: Mesocricetus auratus (golden hamster)
Lineage: Eukaryota; Metazoa; Chordata; Mammalia; Rodentia; Cricetidae
Gene: Iqcm
Product: IQ motif containing M
Exons: 14
Coding region: 423-1892 (489 amino acids)
Molecular function (GO): protein binding
Source: RefSeq, a predicted model, not a curated record